AGCAGUGGUUAAGUGUGGUUGUCGUGGUUUUUCUUCUUCGUUGGCACUUGUUGCUGUAGUUUCUGCGAACCGUUGUUGCUCCCUUGCUAUUUCUUAUACUCCUACGCAAAUAUCGAUAAAAUUAUUCAUGUGAUUUCCAUAACGUACAAUCGUUUAUUUGUAACGUUUGAAAUUUUGAACUUCGGUGUUACGCGCCUAAACAAGUUCUGCAAGCGGCUAAAAUGUGGUUGUACCGAUUUUUCUGCACCACCGUGCUGCUAGUUGGCGAAUUUGGUUCACGGGCGGCGGCGGUGAAGGUUGAGGGCAUAGAACUGGAGGGCGGAGGCACGUAUGCACAACUGCAGGCGCGCGCUGCGCUGCACUGCCGCUACUCGCUGGACGAGGGCCAGCAGCUCGAGAAGCUCGGCUGGUUCAGAGACGCUGUGCCUGUGCUCACAUGGACGCCGCCGGAGCCACCGCUGCCGAGCGCGGAGUUCCGCGAUCGCGUGGACGUGGACGCGUCUGCCAACGGGUCGCUGGUGCUGGGCAAGACGGCCGCCGAGGACGCUGGUCCGUACACCUGCACGGUGCGCGCCACGGACGCCAAGCAGGACUCAAGCGAUCAGCCCUACCAUCUCGUCGUCGCAGAUGUUCCGAAGUUCGGCUUCAGUAUGACAGGCAACGUGGCCGAUUGCGUGUUGCAUUUUUCGUUCAGCGGUCCCCCGAUAUACCCGAAGCCCACGCCUCUGUGUGGCGUCUGGUCCACAGAUACGAGCUACACCAACACCGCCUCGGACUGGCAAGCCGUGCCCUACCAUAAUGGCUCAGUCGCAUACGCCAUCCACGACACUACAUUCCAAGUGCGCGGUAUGCCGCUGCAGGCUGGCGUGCGCUGCGAGAUGAGCUUCGUGCCGCCGUCCGGCGUCGCGGACGACGACCGCAUCGUCGCCUGGACCAACACCGCCUACUAUCCACAAGUGUCGGAGCGUGGCUGCCCUCCUCUGGAGGUGGGCGACGGUAUGGUUGUGCACUACAACAACCAUCGCACAACCUGCCGCGGUGAACUGGCUCCCCAAGACUCCACCAUGCAACUCAUCGCGAGCAUCGCAUGUCAGCCCGGCCACAAGAGCUCCCUGCGAGGCGGCGGCAUGUCUUCCCUGCAGCUGCAGUGCGUAGGAGGCCAGCAGUGGGAUCCUGUAGGAGGCAUCUCCUGGGACGAGUUCGAAGACAUGGAGUGCACAGAAGACUUUGACGCCCCAGUCGGGGAGACCGUACACGCGAGAGGCGAGAGCGAAGGCCUUCAGGACAGCCCCGAGCCAGAAGCGGAGCCGGACAGCGGCUCAUCCACUGUCAUUGCGUCUUCCGUCAGUGUUGCUCUAGCCAUAAUCGCUGGGCGAUUUUUAUAGUUCCGAAAAUUCGGGGCUGAAACAUAUUGCUUGAUGGAAUUUAACUUUGAACUUUCUCAACACUUGUUAUUUCCGAGCUUCCCAACACUGUAGCAGGAUAGGUAAUCUUUGAUUCAUAUAUUUCAGACUGAUUAAUCUAUUAGUGGCAUAAUAGUGGCAUAAUAGAGGAUUAAAAUGAGCCGAGGUUUCGCAAAUCGGUGAAAAUUUUUGUUGUUUCUCUGCUAAAAUGACCUUAAACUUAAAAAAAU
Hyalella azteca is the source of this 1633-nucleotide messenger RNA. RefSeq lists its product as uncharacterized. The record is from RefSeq and is a predicted model, not a curated record. The coding region runs from base 222 to 1385 and encodes 387 amino acids. Lineage: Eukaryota; Metazoa; Arthropoda; Malacostraca; Amphipoda; Hyalellidae. The transcript is spliced from 8 exons.